Molecule: messenger RNA, 2320 nt
Organism: Mucor mucedo
Lineage: Eukaryota; Fungi; Mucoromycota; Mucoromycetes; Mucorales; Mucoraceae
Exons: 8
Coding region: 60-2312 (750 amino acids)
Biological process (GO): protein polyubiquitination
Molecular function (GO): ubiquitin protein ligase activity
Source: RefSeq, a predicted model, not a curated record
UUUUUAUUUUUAUUUUUGUUCUUUUUUAUUUUUAUUUUUCUUUCUUCAUGUAUAAAUAAAUGGCAGAUUCUGAAGGAACACUUGCUUUUGAAUCAGAAAAGACAUUAGCUUCUUAUCGGUCUUCACCGUUACCUACUCCUUAUUCCUCAUCAUCUGUCGAACCUGCAUCGAUCAUUGAUUCUCGAGACACGCAAGCCGAUGCCAUGAGCAUCACUGGUAAAUGCAUGUGUUGCAACAGCGAAUUAAAAUACCCACAUACCGUAUCACGAUUUCGAUGCCCCGUAUGUGAUACAGUCAAUGAUUUGAAACCGCAUAUCCGACAGCAACUGUCGAACCAGCCAUUGACUUUGCGCCUGUUGAAGAAGAGUGUGCAUGAAUGCAAAUUAAAAGAACGAGCCAAACGUACGAAAAGAGAAGUAGAUGAAAAGGAACGAGAAAAGAUUUAUGAACCUGUUGAAAAGUUGAUUGAAACCAUCUUUAGUAGUUGGGUUUGCUUAAAUCAUAGCUUUUGCAAUGAGGAGGAGGGGGAAGAGGAAAAAGAGGAAGAGGAAGAAAAGAUUGGGUUGAAUAUGGCCGAUGUGAAGGAUGCUUAUCGUAUUCUAUUGAACCUGCCAGUCAAUGUGAUUCGAGUCAUGAUGUCUGCCAUCGAUCGAUUACUAAAACGUCCUGCGGUACCUUUGAAACGCAUGAGUGAUAUAAGGUUCCUGCUGAUCAUUUUGGAGAACCCUUUGCUGGCACAACACAAUUUUCCAGCCGAAACAAAAUACCAUCACAAUCUACUGAAACGCGUUUUCGGUAUUCUCAGCUGCUUGAAUAACGAAUGUCAUCACGGGCUGGUACAAUGGUUUUCGAGUUAUCCGAUCAAGGGAUUCAAAUCCAAAAUUGACUUGAUUCAUGCAUUUCUCAGUCAUCGCAUAUCCAGAGCAAGAAGAAGUCAAUCAGCAUUACCCACAGCCUAUGAAUCCGAUUGGAAAAUCGCCAGUGCCGCACGAGUCAUGGCCCUACUAUUCGCAGCGAAUAAUCAGGCCAAUAAGGUGCAUUUGUCCGAAUUCUAUAAUACCAUGGCCGACUACAUUAACCUCAUGGGCGACUUUGAAUCAUGGCAAUCGCAGUCAGGAAAAUUUGCUUUUUGCCAAUACCCGUUUCUGAUUAGCAUGGGUUCCAAAAUGAAGAUUGUGGAGUCGGAUGCCAAACAACAAAUGGAGACGAAAUGGCGCGAAGCCUUCUUCAACAUGCUAUUUCAUCAAAAGGCCUCCAACCCGUACCUCGUAUUACGUGUCUCGCGCGAAAACCUGAUUGAAGAUUCUUUACGGCAGCUGGCGCAAAACGAAUCCGACCUCAAGAAAUCGCUGCGGAUAGAAUUCGUGGGUGAAGAUGGCGUGGAUGCCGGUGGACUUCGCAAAGAAUGGUUUUUACUGCUGGUGCGUUCACUGUUUGACGCUCAAUAUGGUAUGUUUACCUUUGAUGAGGAUUCCAAUCUCUGUUGGUUCAACCCGGCCAGUUUCGAAAACGAGGAUCAGUUCUUUCUGGUGGGCGUGGUCUUGGGUUUGGCCAUUUAUAAUUCAACCAUCCUGGACGUUCAUUUACCCACCGCUUGUUAUAAAAAGCUCUUGCAUUUACCCAUCGGUCUGGACGAUAUGCGUUCGUUUCGUCCCGCACUUGCCAAAGGAUUUGCGCAACUCCUCGCAUUUGAGGGUGAUGUCGAAAACGUCUUUUGCCGAUCGUUUGUGGCCGAGAUUGAAGUGUUUGGACAGCGUCAAUGCGUUCCCUUGGUGCCGGGCGGAGAGAAGAAGAUGGUCACACAAGACAAUCGCCACGAAUUUGUGGCGCUGUACGUUGACUUUAUUCUCAACCAAAGUGUCGAGCGUCAAUUUGGAGCGUUUCAACGUGGUUUCUAUCAUGUCUGCGGUGGUAACGCCCUGUCCUUAUUUCGUCCCGAAGAAAUUGAGUUGCUGGUGCGAGGAAGUGAUGAACCCUUGGAAAUUGAUGAUUUAAAGGGACAGACCGAGUACAUUGGUUUUGACGAGAACGAGGAAACCAUUGUAAACUUUUGGAGCAUCAUGAAAGCUAUGGAGCCGGAGAUGCAGCGUAAAUUACUCAUGUUUGUCACAGGGAGUGACCGUAUACCCGCCACAGGUGCUACUCAAAUGAGCCUCAAGAUCACGUGUGGUAACAAUGGAGACAGCGAUCGAUUACCGUCGGCGCAUACUUGUUUCAAUCAAUUGAUCCUGUACAAGUAUCAUACCAAAGAAAAACUGAAGAAAAUGCUGUACACGGCCAUACAAGAAAGUCAAGGAUUUUAUGUCAAAUAAAAAUUAAG